AUGGCACCGACGACGACGGGGCCGGUGGUAGACGAGCGGUUCUGCGCGCCGCACGCGACGGCGUUCACCGUGAGCAAGAAGCCGGAGCGCAACAUGAGCAUCAGGGACGACGCGGAUGGCGCGGCGGUGAUGCGGGUGGAGGGGCAGCUGUGGUGCUGGCCCCGGCGGUCCAUCCUCCUGGACGCGGCGUCGUGCCAGACGGUGGUGACGGUGAAGCGCUGCCCGUCGCUGCUGCCGGUGACCCGGAGGUGGGAGGCGUUCAGAGGGGGCAGCACGAGCCCGGAGGAGCUGCUCUUCGCCACAGUGUCGCAGCCAUGGGUGUUCUCCAGGGGCGUGGUCCACGUGCACCUCGCCGGCGGCAACCGGAGAUACAGCGAGAGGCGCGUGGACUACGUGGUCGUGUGCGGCGGACAGGACGGGCGCGAGUGCACCGUCUCCCUCGGCAGGGCCAACGGCCCCGCCGUCGCCAAGAUCAACCGCACGACCGAACCGUCCGAUGAGCAGCCGGAGUAUAGGGUUAGUGUCAACCCAGGCGUCGACCGUGCUUUCAUCCUGGCGCUCACCGUGAUUCUGGACGAGAUACGUGUCGACGAAUCUUGGCGGCACAGGAACUGA
Messenger RNA from Triticum turgidum subsp. durum (durum wheat), 615 nucleotides. The record is from the annotation of a GenBank genome assembly. NCBI's taxonomy places the organism in Eukaryota, Viridiplantae, Streptophyta, Magnoliopsida, Poales, Poaceae.